Molecule: messenger RNA, 1298 nt
Organism: Coffea eugenioides
Lineage: Eukaryota; Viridiplantae; Streptophyta; Magnoliopsida; Gentianales; Rubiaceae
Product: cytokinin riboside 5'-monophosphate phosphoribohydrolase LOG1
Exons: 7
Coding region: 321-977 (218 amino acids)
Biological process (GO): cytokinin biosynthetic process
Cellular component (GO): nucleus; cytosol
Molecular function (GO): hydrolase activity, hydrolyzing N-glycosyl compounds
Source: RefSeq, a predicted model, not a curated record
CGCAAAAAUCGUCUUAAAACAAAAAGCUCGCCAGUCGCCAUAUUCAAAAACUCCAUCCUUUGUAGCGUCAGUGUUAGCGGUAGCAGCAGCAGAGUCCUAUACGUGCAUUGCUUCCUCUGCGGCGCACGUCCGGUGUUACACCUUUGCCAACUGCUACAGGAAUUUUAUUGUUUUAGGGCCAUUUAUUCUAAUUAGAACACCCCCACCACCACCCCCCCACCCCUUUUCCAACCCCAAUACCCUACAAAAUAAGAAAAAAAAAAGGUUGUAUAGAGACAAAGACGGUGGUAAUUUAUAUAUCGAGAGAAAAGAAGAGGAAAAUGGAGACGGAAUGCGAAACCAAAGAAUCAAAGUUCCGGAGGAUUUGUGUUUUCUGCGGUAGUAGCCAAGGCAAGAAGACUAGCUACCAAGACGCUGCUAUUGAGCUUGGCAGGGAAUUGGUCUCCAGGAACAUUGAUUUGGUCUACGGAGGAGGCAGCAUAGGUCUGAUGGGUUUGGUUUCACAAGCUGUUCAUAAUGGUGGUAGGCAUGUUCUUGGAGUUAUUCCCAAGACGCUCAUGCCUCGAGAGUUAACUGGUGAACCAGUAGGGGAAGUGAAAGCAGUGGCAGACAUGCAUCAAAGAAAAGCAGAGAUGGCUAGGAACUCAGACGCUUUUAUUGCCUUACCAGGUGGUUAUGGGACUCUUGAGGAGCUGCUUGAAGUGAUAACCUGGGCUCAGCUUGGUAUCCAUGAUAAGCCGGUGGGAUUGCUGAAUGUUGAUGGUUAUUACAAUUCAUUGUUGUCCUUCAUCGACAAAGCUGUGGAGGAAGGAUUCAUCAGUCCAAGUGCGCGCCAUAUCAUUAUUUCUGCACCAACAGCUCAGGAGCUGGUCAAGAAAUUGGAGGAAUAUGUUCCUCGCCACGAGGGAGUUGCUUCAAAGUUGAGCUGGGAGAUGGAGCAGCUUGGCUAUCCUCCAAACUAUGAUAUCUCAAGGUGAAAAAUUGGGAUUUGCUGCACUCGAGGGAGCUGUUAGAUUAUUAAAUUUAUGGCAGCAGUUUAAAAAAAAAAAAAAGGGUCUGUCUGACUGGAGGGUUCUUGGAAUUUUUGUUGCGAGGGGAAUUCUUUUGUAAAUUUUGAGAUGAAAGUGACCUCAAUGCUGACAUCUUUCUAUUCCCUUCGCAUAGUUUUCAUUGCAAGUUGUAACUAGUAAGUAGGGAAAAGAAAACUCUGGAAUUGUCGUAUAAUCCUCCUGUCUUUAAGAAAGUUCAUAGUGGGCUGCAUUUACCUAUGCAAUAUAAGCAAUUAAAGUUUCUUGUAA